Molecule: messenger RNA, 5071 nt
Organism: Poecilia reticulata (guppy)
Lineage: Eukaryota; Metazoa; Chordata; Actinopteri; Cyprinodontiformes; Poeciliidae
Gene: zmiz2
Product: zinc finger, MIZ-type containing 2
Biological process (GO): regulation of transcription by RNA polymerase II; protein sumoylation
Cellular component (GO): chromatin
Molecular function (GO): zinc ion binding; SUMO ligase activity
Source: RefSeq, a predicted model, not a curated record
AGCUUUAUCUCCGUUUAGCUAAGCUAACAUAACUGUAUACUAUAAAGCAGCUUCAUUGUCUGCCAGCUGAAGCAAACCCACGGUAAGCUCCGGGGCAGUGAACAGGCAGCGUGUUAAGGUGUUCGGUUUGCUAGCGUUCGUUACAAUGUCGCUCGCGCUUAGUGACGCCGCACAAAGGAGCGUUCCACGGUGUUACACAAAGUUAACGGUGUGAGUUAAGUAGCUCUCAGUUAGCUCAGGGUGGCAGCCAGCGGCUCAGCCAGCAGCGUGUUAAAGCUCCUCCACAGACAGCUCUCCUACUCCAGUCCUCUGCUGGCACUUAACACAGCGACACAUAACCCAAACUUAAAACGACGAGAGGCUGCCAGCGCAGCGCCUUCUUCCAUUUCCUUCAAAACGGCACUACCUGCGCCUAUUUCUUCACGUUUGAGCUUGGGUAUUUUUUAUUUUUUUCAAACGGCGGAGCUUCAUCACCCGGAGCGUCUGCGCUUUAUCCCCCGAGCAGCCCGAUAAGGGCUCCUGCUUGAGGACAGUGGGGGCUCUCUAAUGAUCCCACCAUUCAUCCGAUGAACCCCCUUAACUCCAUGAAACCCUCCCUACCUCCCACUCCACAAAGCACUGACGGCCCCUUCCUAAAUGAGCCAGUCUCCUGGCAACCAGGCACCAAUCAACACGCAAGAUCUCUCUCUGUAGUAACCACAGUGUGGGGCGUGACCAAUCCCACACACAGCCAGGUGUUUGGAUCACCCAUGGGCCCCGGCGAGAGUUCUGGUGGUCACAUAAUGCCAGUUGGCAGCCCAGGGAUGGGCGGCAGCAUGGGCUCCCAGUUCAUGGGCCAGCAGUCGUACGGGGACGGCGUGUCUAAAGGCUACGGCCAGCCGGUCAUGUACGGACGACCCAGCACCGCCUACAACCCGGCUUCAGCCUAUGGAGGAAGUUACUCCGGCAACGGCGGAGGCGCGGGCCUGGGCGUCCGCGCCCCCUCUGACUUCACUCAGGCUGCAGCUGCCGCCGUCGCCGCGGCUGCCGCCACAGCCACUGCCACCGCCACGGCAACGGUCGCAGCAAUACAGGAGAAACAGAACCAGGAGCUGAGCUACGGUCAGAUGGGUGGAGCAUCCCCUUACAGCAACCAGUUCCUGUCUCAUUCUGGGCCCCGCGGGCCCCCGGGGAUGAACCACGGCGGGAUGGUCCCCUUGAGGCCUGGACUGCCACCUUCCACAGGUGGGUUGUAUCCCUCUCACCCUGCGCAGGCCCAGAGGAUGCCCCAGCACCCUGGCUUCUCGGGCGGACAGCAGGGCCUCAAGCGACCUUUCCAUUCAGAGGGGUUUCCGGGGCAACAGUACAGCUCCGGAGGGAUCUCUGGGUAUUCCAACCAGCCUCUGCAGUACCCCAGUGGUCCGCAGCAGAGAUGUGCACCGUCACCCUCUUACCCGUCCAGUCGCAUGCCUCACAUGGGGCCGUACACAUCUGGAACUCACAACCCAUCACAGUUCCCUCCCGGUGCCAGCCAGCCCAAUCCUCCACAGUUUUAUAAGUCAGAGCCUUUCAAUGGCCAGGGCAGUCUACCAUCUGGAGCAGCAGGGGCCUACAACGCCUUUACACAGGCUGCAGUCAACGGGCCAGGUCGAGGUGCAGUGAUACCCGGGUACCCCAGCUCACCAAUGGGAGGGAACCCCACCCCACCGAUGACCCCAGGGAGCUCCAUACCCCCUUACCUCUCCCCAGGCCAGGACACCAAGCCACCCUACCUUCCGCUGGACUCUAAAGCCAACAUCAGCACCCAGCAGCCCUCCACAGGUAACCCUAGCGACGACCUGCGUCUGACCUUCCCGGUCCGAGACGGCGUGGUGUUGGAGCCGUUCCGAUUGGAGCACAACCUGGCUGUCAGCAACCAUGCGUUCCAGCUCCGAGACUCGGUCUACAAAACACUGGUGAUGAGACCAGAUCUGGAGCUGCAGUUCAAAUGUUACCACCAUGAAGACAGGCAGAUGAACACUAACUGGCCUGCCUCUGUGCAGGUCAGCGUUAACGCAACUCCUCUGUCCAUUGAGAGAGGGGACAACAAGACCUCCCACAAGCCCCUGUACCUAAAGCAAGUGUGUCAACCGGGACGCAACACCGUACAGAUCACCGUGACGGCAUGCUGCUGCUCUCACCUGUUUGUGCUGCAGUUGGUCCACCGGCCGUCAGUCAGGUCUGUCCUGCAGGGCCUGAUGAAGAAGAGGCUACUGCCAGCUGAGCACUGCAUCACCAAGAUAAAGCGAAACUUCAGUAGCGGCACCAUUCCCGGGACGCCCGGUCUAAACGGAGAGGACGGAGUGGAGCAGACGGCAAUCAAAGUCUCCCUCAAGUGUCCGAUCACAUUCAGACGAAUCCAGCUGCCGGCCAGAGGCCACGACUGCAGGCACAUACAGUGUUUUGACCUGGAGUCUUAUUUACAACUGAACUGUGAAAGAGGGACGUGGCGGUGUCCUGUGUGCAAUAAAACGGCUUUGCUAGAAGGCCUGGAGGUCGACCAGUACAUGCUGGGGAUUCUGGUCUACAUACAGAAUUCUGAUUACGAGGAGAUCACCAUCGACCCGGUGUGCGGCUGGAGACCCGUGCCAAUCAAGCCCGACCUCCACAUAAAGGAGGAGCCCGACGGUCCAGUCCUGAAGCGAUGCCGCACAGUCAGUCCGAGUCACAUGGUCCUGCCGAAUGUGAUGGAAAUGAUCGUGGCCCUGGGGCCCGCUUCGUCCCCAUACCAGAGUCUGAGUGCAGGGGGCAGGAACACCCCCGACUACAGCCGGCCAGGAAGUCAGGGAUUCUCCGGACAAACGGGAUUUACAGAUUUCCCCAACACUCCUGGGACCCCGACACUCGGAGAGUACACCUCCUCCGGACCGCCCCCCCUCUCCUACCAGUCUGAGCAGGCAGCCCAUUCUGGAGGAAUGGAGCACUCGCACGGCAGCAUCCUCCAGCAGCACGUAUCGGGGGUCCACAACAACCAGAGUCUUGGCGAGGCCAGCAGCCCGUUAGCACAGAGGAGCUCAGCCACACAGAACUCACGGCUGCAGGGCGAAGGCUCCUUCAGUCUGGGAGGCCCUGGAGGGGAGGGGGCCGAUCACGCUCUGGAUCUUCUUCCCGAGCUGACCAACCCAGACGAGCUGCUGUCGUACCUGGGCCCCCCCGACCUCCCGAACAACAGCAACGACGACCUGCUGGCGCUGUUCGAAAACAACUGACUUGUGGACUGAGCCGAAGACGGCCGCCCGGCCCCCCGUCUGCACCCGCUUCAGCGUGUGUGUGCAUACCAGUGUUUUUGUUUGUCUCUUGUCUUUUAAGUGUCCUACUGUACUCUGAGGUCCUUUCAGUGCAGUGUGGAGGUGCAUGAAGGAACGCAGCGAGUGAAGGAAAAAAAGAGAGCCUAACAGGCACCGACUCCACAGGCCAGCAUUUCAAACACAAGCACACGCCUCAGACUGGAGGGGGGGCAGGAGGUGUGUAUGAGGAAGAUGAUGGAAGCUGAAGGAUGCACACGUUAACUUUACUGUAGCUGCUCCAUGUUGCCAUAUGCAUUUGAAAUAUUUAGUGGAAAGGAGCAGGUUCUCAUCUGUAAGUCAAAGACAUCAGUGCAACCAAACUACUAAAGAAAUCGGCUCUGUACUCAAACAGUAGCUGUGUUUCCAGUGACCAUGUAAUUUGUGCAGUUUGACCUUCUGAAAAUAAACACGCAUUGAAAACACUGUUUUCAUCACACCAGUCACAUGAUCAACAACCAAAUGUUGCCUCUAAUGCAAACCAUGAAGGAGACGACGACAGGAAGUAGUUGGAGGUUGAUGUAGUGAAGUGUUUUUUAAUGACUUAUCAUCUGAACAAACUUAUUGAUGUUUGAUUUUAAUUGCGUUUCUUAUUUAAUGGAAACAACACAAAUGCGAAAUUGUUUUUUGUCGACAUCAGUGGAAUAUUGACAGUUUUUUAACAGAAGCACAGCUACUGUGAUGUCACCUAUAUUUGAAGAUUAAAGCUCCUCACACAGACAGUCAUACAGAGUUGGUUUUUAUUCUCUCACAGCAAGAGAGAGAGAAAUAUAUUUUUAAAGACAACAUUAAAGGCUAUUUGGGAAAAACCUUGCCUCAUAGAAUCAUCUGUAUGUGUGACGAUCUUUAGUUUUUUAUGGCAUUUCAGAAUAUUAUUAUUUCAUCAAAGACAUAAAAAACAAAGCAUCAUUGUUUUCUGAGGUUCACUGUGUCUGCGACCUGCUUCAGCACUGUGGGAAAAUAAAUAAAUAAAAAAUCCCCCGCCACACCAGCACCACCACCACCGUUCCUUCCCUCUGUCGGGGCUUUCAGAGCUGUGUGUGCGAUGGCCUUUUCUGCCGUUGUUUGUUUUUAAAUGAUUUGACAUGUAUAACCCAUCCAGACGCGGGUUUAUGUACUGUAUAAUCAGCUGUUUUCAUUAGAGAACGUGUGUGUAUCAAAAGAAUUGUUAAUCAUGGUAACUUUGUCAUUAGUUGGAUAAUGGAUCAUUGUUGGCACUGUAUACAUUCUAUAUGUUAGAAAUCUAUAAAGCUGUUGGAAAAAAAACAACAAAAAAAACAUUGGUGUCAUACACACAUGGGCACACGACGCAUGUAUGACAGAAACUAGUCAUCUGACACUAGGUCAGGCAGACAAACAUGCAACGGUUGGUUCCUAAUUCUACUUUGUAAAGCUGAAGUUUAUUGUUUUUUUUUUGUUUUUUUUUCUAUGAUCAGUUUUGCAACCGCACCCUUUGUGGUUCAGCGUUGCCUUAACGAGGUAACUACAGCAAAAAUGUUCUUUGCCAAUUUGAGCAACAACGAUAUUAUAUUUGGAAACGAUGGACUAUUUAACUGCAAAUUUGCUAGAAAGGAAGAAGAAAAAGCUUUUUUAAAUAUGUAAACUACUCCACAUAUUUUGUAGCACAUUGUAAUUGCCAUUAUUUUCUAUUUAUUUUUUAAUCAUAUUCAUCAUUGUACCCACAUUUACCUCCGCUCUUCCCCUCCUCCCACCUCUGAAUCUAAAUUAAAAGUCACUUUAUUUGGCAAAAACUGAUCUUACAUUUUAUU